GAUCUUGCUGUGUUGCCCAAACUGGAGUGCACUAAGUAGCACAGUCAUGGCUCACUGCAGCCUCAACCUCCCAGGCUCAAGUGAUCCUCUCGCCUCAGCCUCCCAAGUAGCUGGGACCACAGGCACACACUACCAUGCCCUGCUAAUCAAACACUUUAGAAAUAUAACCAUGUCAUUUUAACAAGUUACUGUGUAGAGUGUGGAAAUCUUAGGGGAUCAAUAAAAGAGCCAAAAAAAAAAAAUCCCCAAAUAAGUUACUGUGAAAAGUAACAGUCAAAGUUUUCUAUCACCUGAUGUAAAUGAUUUGUGAGUAAGCUUGCCAAGCCUGUCUUAAAGGAUGCCUAUAUUCAAAGCCAAGAAAAGUCCCAGUUUGUAAUUGUGUUGCUAUUAUAACCAUUCAGAUAGUCCCUUCUUGGAGCAGUAGAAUAUUUUUGAAUGGAGGGACUCCUGACAUUACUUUCCUAAAAUCACAAAAGGCUGUCACUCUCAGGGUUUUGUUUUGUGUGGAUAACUUUCUCUUACAGUCACAUCUCUCCUAGAAUGGGAGCAAUAGAGCCUCUAGGUGCUAUGAAAGGAUGGGGACCUCACCAGAGAGGACUGGUCUCAGCAAUGUCCUUAAGUGGUCAAAACAUGCUGCGGUUGAGGUCAGGAUUGUGAGGGGAUAGAGGUGACGUAGAGAAGUAACUGAGUGCAUUUAGACUGAGAUGAAUAGCCACCUAGAAAUUAAGGAGGGGAAGAGCUGUUGUAGAGCUCUUUCUGGCAUGAGGAGUAGGGGUAGCUCAAGGUUGUUUUUGAUGCAGGAGUCACUGGGCAGGAAUUUAAGAGGCUUCCAUUGUGACACAAAGGAGACAGACACUAUGGAUAGGCCACAAUGGUGCAGUGACAAAAUAAAGACCUGGUUGCUAGGGCCAGAGAAUAAACACCGGGUGCCUAGAGAAGAAGAGAUGGAGCCCCAGCCCUGGUCCCCUUUCCCACCCUUCCUCCCCACAAGGCUGUCUGAGAUGCCACCUUCCACCUAAACAUCAUCUCCCAAAUUUUAAUCCUUAACUUUGGUCUCUGACUUCUGCUUGAUUCCACAGUCUCCACCCACAUUUGCACGAAGGACCAUCACCUGUCCUUCCUGGAAUCUCUAAAGUUUUCUGCUUUCCUUCCGUCCUGAUGGCCAGCUCUGCUAAGUCAGCUGAGAUGCCCACCAUCUCCAAAACCCUUAACCCUACUCCUGAUCCUCAUCAAGAAUAUCUGGACCCUAGGAUUACCAUUGCCUUAUUCGAAAUUGGAUCACAUUCCCCUUCCUCCUGGGGCUCUCUCCCUUCCCUAAAGAAUAGCAGCCAUCAAGUUACAGAACAACAGACUGCACAGAAGUUUAACAAUCUCUUAAAAGAAAUUAAAGAUAUUCUUAAAAAUAUGGCAGGUUUUGAAGAGAAGAUCACAGAAGCAAAAGAACUUUUUGAGGAAACCAAUAUUCCUGAGGAUGUGUCAGCCCACAAAGAAAAUAUCAGAGGACUUGACAAAAUCAAUGAAAUGUUAUCAACAAACCUGCCUGUUAGUUUAGCCCCAGAGAAAGAAGACAAUGAAAAGAAACAGGAGAUGAUAUUGGAAACCAAUAUUACUGAGGAUGUGUCAGCCCACAAAGAAAAUAUCAGAGGACUUGACAAAAUCAAUGAAAUGUUAUCAACAAACCUGUCUGUUAGUUUAGCCCCAGAGAAAGAAGACAAUGAAAAAAAACAGGAGAUGAUAAUGGAAAACCAGAACUCUGAGAACACCGUACAAGUUUUUGCAAGAGAUUUGGUAAAUCGUUUAGAAGAAAAAAAAGUCCUUAACGAAACUCAACAAAGCCAGGAAAAAGCAAAAAACAGACUUAAUGUUCAAGAAGAAACUAUGAAAAUUAGGAACAACAUGGAGCAGUUACUACAGGAAGCAGAACACUGGAGUAAACAACAUACUGAGCUCAGUAAACUGAUAAAAUCCUAUCAGAAAUCUCAGAAAGACAUAAGUGAAACUCUCGGAAAUAAUGGAGUCGAUUUCCAAACCCAGCCAAAUAAUGAAGUGUCAGCUAAGCAUGAGCUGGAGGAACAGGUGAAGAAACUGAGCCAUGACACCUACUCAUUGCAGUUGAUGGCGGCUUUGCUAGAGAAUGAAUGCCAAAUCUUACAGCAGAGAGUAGAGAUUCUCAAGGAACUCCAUCAUCAGAAACAGGGAACUCUGCAAGAGAAGCCAAUUCAGAUAAACUAUAAACAGGACAAGAAAAAUCAGAAGCCAUCAGAAGCAAAGAAAGUAGAAAUGUAUAAGCAGAACAAGCAAGAAAUGAAGGGUACAUUUCAGAAAAAAGACAGAUCCUGUAGAAGCCUGGAUGCUUGUCUUAAUAAGAAAGCUUGCAAUACCUAGUUCAAUAUUCAUGUUGCAAGAAAAGCUCUUAGGGGAAAAAUGAGGUCAGCUAGCAGCCUAAGAUAGAAAAUACCAAAAGCAGAUGAAAAGGUGAAUCCUUAAAAAACUACAUCUGUUACCUCCAACUUGUCAGUCAUGAUCAAUCAUCAAACCUUGGGCAGAUCUGCUGGUUCAACCAAGAAAGAGCUAUAGAAUAAGGAGAUUGACACUUAUAUUACUCAUUACUUCAGCAGUUAUGUAAGUCUGGUCUUUAAUGACCAUUGUGUCUACAUCAAGUUCAUAACUUUUCACCUUUACAAUCUGCUUGUUUUUUUGGUAAUUAUUAGAUAGAUAGCCUAGAGUGAGAAGUUAAAGGUCCAAUUAAGUAAAGAUCUAAAUAAAAACCAGAAUACAAGGGAAAAA
Messenger RNA from Pan troglodytes (chimpanzee), 2787 nucleotides. RefSeq names its product spermatogenic leucine zipper 1 (gene SPZ1). Gene Ontology annotation, molecular function: DNA-binding transcription factor activity. Bases 1159 to 2385 code for a protein of 408 amino acids. The record is from RefSeq and is a predicted model, not a curated record. Gene Ontology annotation, cellular component: nucleus. Lineage: Eukaryota; Metazoa; Chordata; Mammalia; Primates; Hominidae. The transcript has a single exon.